Molecule: messenger RNA, 735 nt
Organism: Rotaria sp. Silwood1
Lineage: Eukaryota; Metazoa; Rotifera; Eurotatoria; Philodinida; Philodinidae
Source: the annotation of a GenBank genome assembly
AAACAAAUUCGUCGUAUUUCAUUAACAGCAAUAAAAACAGAUGAAGAGUUUAUUAAACGUCUUGCUCCAAGAGUAUCACAUUUAUAUAAUGGAUGGCAACCAAGUGAUACAAUAUUUAAAUAUAUUGAUAAAUUAAUUUUAGUUUGCGCACAUACAGAUGAAUUUCAUCCAUUAAAUAAAUAUCUUAUGUCAGAUAUAUCAUAUUAUUUUGAUGAUGACUUCAUUGAUGAAUCAGAUUUAUUUCAAAAUCAAAGACAUUUAGAUAAAAUGGAAUCUCGAAUUAAACAACCUACUCAACGUUUUCGUGAUGAUUAUAUUGUUAAAGAAUUUUUUCAUUGUUGGAAAGAUUAUACUGUUGAACAAGCUCGUAUAGCUGAAUUAAGACGAAAACAUAUUACAAUUGAUUUUCGUGAAUUUUGGUUUCAAGAUGCUAUUUCUGAUUCAUUCUAUUCUUAUUUUGAACAACCAUUAGAUUAUAUUAAAAAACAAGAUAAUCAUCAUCAAAUGGCAUAUCGUUUACAUAAACGUCUUGUACGUACAGGUCGUGAACAACCAAAAGAAACAAUGAAUAAUAUAAAUCGUUCAUUAUUUUUAUCUAUACUAUUUAAUUUACCAAAAAAUAAUCUUGAUCGACAAAUAUCUCUUAGUCGACGUCGUCAAUUAAUUAAUUAUGAUAAUAAUGAUAAUAAAAAUUAUUUUAUAUCUUUAUCAAAUUUAAUAACACAUAAUGAUGAA